Messenger RNA from Nylanderia fulva, 2182 nucleotides. It is a transcript of the gene Daao1, whose product is annotated as D-amino acid oxidase 1. Gene Ontology annotation, molecular function: FAD binding; D-amino-acid oxidase activity. The record is from RefSeq and is a predicted model, not a curated record. NCBI's taxonomy places the organism in Eukaryota, Metazoa, Arthropoda, Insecta, Hymenoptera, Formicidae. Gene Ontology annotation, cellular component: cytoplasm. Gene Ontology annotation, biological process: D-amino acid catabolic process.
CAAUAUCUUUCAAAGAAAAGUUAAUAGGUAAUACGUGAUAAAAUAUUGCGCUUUUGUAAAAAAAUAUAUGUAUCGUAUGCGAUAAAAGCACUUAACAGAUAAUAGCAGUUUAUAUCAUCAUAGAUAUAGUAUAUAAAUAGAACGCAUAUACAAGUACCGUAAACACUUUAAUACUAACAUAUCGCGUAUAAAGACCGUGAAUAAUUCCUGACAGUCAAAGACAGAUAAUUGUCAAAUAAUGCCGCAGUUUAUUCGUGAUAUUUAAAUUUUAAUUUGUAACUAUUUUUAUAGGUAUUGUGAUAAUAGUGCGAAAAAAGCGAAAUGAAAAUAGUUAUCGUUGGUGGUGGAGUUGUCGGAUUAACGACAGCUUUAAUUACACAAAAUGGAUCUUUUCGUAAUGCUAAUAUAACAGUUUUGGCUUCGGAUUAUGAUGAUCUUGUCAGUCAUGUGGCUGCAGGAAUUUUUAGAGUCGGUGCUUCAUUCGGUAACUCUAAUGAGAAAGUAACGAAAAAAUGGGUAAAAGAUUCUUAUGAAUUUUACGAUGACAUUCGAAAAUCCGAUUAUGCCUCUUAUGCUGGAGUAACUAAUAUUUCUGGAUAUAUAUUUGCUAAUUCAUCUCCAUAUACUGUUAAGAAUGAUUGGCUUGAAAGUGUAGUCCCGAUAUACAGAAGAGCAACAGAGGAAGAAUUUCAAUUAGUUAAUGGCAAUUGGAAAUAUGGAUCAUUUUUCUCGACUCUUCUUACACAAAGCAAUUUGUAUCUUCCAUGGAUUAAGCAAAAAUUGCUAAAAGACGGAGUUACAUUUAAGCAAAGAAAUCUUAAUUCCUUCGGGGAAUUAACUGGUGAAUUUGACAUUAUAAUAAAUUGCACCGGGCUUGGAGCACGUAAAUUAUGCAAUGACAGACAUCUCGUUUCUAUACGUGGACAAGUGCUCAAAAUAAGAGCACCAUGGAUGAAAGUUUUCUUUUAUGGUGAGCUCGACACUUAUGUCAUACCAGGUUUCAAUGGCACAGUUACUCUAGGUGGAUCAAGAAGCUUCGAUUCCGAAAAUACAAAAUUAUGUCCAUACGAAUCCGCAGCGAUUCGCGAAAGAUGCGAAACAUUAAUUCCAUCCUUGAAAGAUGCAGAACUUUUACGACAGGAAGUCGGUCUGCGGCCGCAUAGGGAAGGCGGUGUCAGAGUUGGAGAGGGAAAUAUCGUUAACAGUGAUUGUUCUAAUAAAACUAUAAUCGUACACAAUUAUGGACAUGGUGGUUACGGAGUUUGCAUGGCACCAGGAACCGCUAUAGCGACUGUCAACACAGUCGUUGAAUUUCAUAAAGCUACUUGCUCCAAAAUAUAAUUGCUAUAAUAUAUAAUUUUUCCACUUUUGUACACACGUUACAGAAAAAACAUUCCUCUCUACCUGCAAAUGGAGGAUACAUUCUUAAUGUAUUUACAUAUAAAAGUUAGAAUGGUCUAAUUUUUUUUACUGUAUUGUUCACAAAAAUGCACUUACAAUCAGAAUUUCUGAAGAUUUGUCAGAUGUAAAAUAUGUAUUUAUUCUGCCGUUCACAAAACGCAAUUAACAUCUUUUCCAAAACAGUUUAAGUCCUAACAAUUUAGCUAAAAUUAAAAGCUACAUAAUUUUAUUAAUACUCAGUGUUGUAUCAACAUAUGUUGCUUAUUGAUCAAUUAUUUCAUGAGAUGCACAUAAAAUAAGAAGUUUAAUAUUAAUUGCGUUUGUAAAUGCACUGUAAGGAGAUUCAUAAACUUAUAAAUAUCAUAUCGUAAAUUAACAUGUUCGAUUAUUUAUCGAGCGUUAAAAUGAUAUAUCGUCAAGUUAUAAUCCUAUUUUUGGAAAAGUAUUGUGGAAAAGAAAUGCAUUACAUUAAUCCACUUAAGUGCUAUUUCUUGCCGGGUUUUACGUUCUUUCUAGGUGGUGCUCCCCAUCUCAAUGCAUUAGUAUCAACUGUAAGACGCGGCCUCUUGUAUUGACUACUUUUUAUAUGUUCUUCCACUAACUUAGGUGUGACACAAAUAACGUGUUGUCCUUUCCAAUAUUUAACCAUGUUCAUACUUUGUAAGGUCGAGAUGAUAUCGGUCUGCGAGAUGCUGGUCAUUUGACUGCAAAUAGAUUCAUAUUAUUUGUAUCUUUAUAUUGUUAUUGAAAUAAUUAAUAAUAACAUAUGUUUAAUGUUUUA